AUGGACAGUGCUUACAAGCGAGAGCUCUCUGUAGCUAUCGGAGCUUUGCAAAAGGCAGCUCAGGUGAGCCAGUCAAUUGUCGCCAACAAAGACAAGGGCGCUAUCGAGAAGGAUGACUUGAGCCCCGUGACAGUCGCCGACUUUGCAGUCCAGGCUCUCCUUACAGCGACUAUUAAGAAUGCGUUCCCUAAGGAUAAGGUCGUUGGAGAGGAAGAUGCGUCGGACUUGAGGCAGAACUCUGUGCUUAUGGAGCGCGUGUGGGAUCUCUUGAUGCGUGUUGCUGGAGAUGAGGAUACGCCUUCUCUAUGCCAGCUACCCUCGACACGAGAACAGAUGUGCGAUCUUAUCGAUGAGUGCGGAGCUAGUAGUCCUGAUUCCUUUGGAAGAACCUGGAUAUUUGAUCCUAUUGACGGGACCAAGACAUAUCUCAAAGGUCAGCUUUAUGCUAUCAACAUGGCUCUCCUCGUGGAUGGAGAACAAGUCGCUGGUAUCGUUGGCGCGCCAAACCUUUCAAUUGAUGCGAAAGCACCUCUCAAAAACGAAGAUAUUGAUCCCAAAGGCGAAGGAUGCAUUUUCUUCGCUGUCAAGGGCCAUGGUGCAUACGUUCGACCUCUGAGGUCCGAUCAACCCAGACGACUAUCGCCUCACACCAUUAACGAACAAACCACCUUUGUCACAAGCGCCUCCGUUGUCGACUCCAACCUCGAAGGUGUCCAUGAAGCCGUCGCAUCACGUCUCAACGCCGAGUACCCAGGCAGUGACCUCGUCCCAUGGGUUCUGCGCUGGGCGGUUCUUGCUAUGGGCCUCGGCAACACGACAGUCUGGGUAUACAAGCGCCGAGACCGCUAUGCUAAAGCAUGGGAUCAUGCAGGAGCUAUGCUUCUGUUUGAAGAAGCUGGUGGAAAGAUCACAGAUGUGCAUGGGAAGAAGAUUGACUUGACGGCUGGGAGAAAGAUGAGCGCAAACUUUGGCUUCGUGGCAGCGCCGACGGAUAUUCAUGGGCGGAUUCUGCAAACUGUGCAUGAUGUCUUGAAGGAGCAGGGCAAAGAAGCGUUUUUGAGCUAG
This is a messenger RNA of Fusarium pseudograminearum CS3096, 1065 nucleotides long. RefSeq lists its product as uncharacterized. The coding region runs from base 1 to 1065 and encodes 354 amino acids. Gene Ontology annotation, biological process: sulfate assimilation. The record is from RefSeq and is a predicted model, not a curated record. NCBI's taxonomy places the organism in Eukaryota, Fungi, Ascomycota, Sordariomycetes, Hypocreales, Nectriaceae. The transcript has a single exon. Gene Ontology annotation, molecular function: 3'(2'),5'-bisphosphate nucleotidase activity.